CUUUAUCGGUGCCGGAAUUUGCACGAGUGACGGCCGGCAUGAACUCUCCCACCCAUGCUGUACCGCCGCAAGAGCAUCUGCCCAAGAAACGCCGCCGACCAGCGCUGGCAUGCGAGGGAUGCCGCCAACACAAGAUCCGCUGCGAUCGAGUCUAGCCCUGUUGCGGCACCUGCAUGCGCUUUGGAAAUCUCGGAUGCACCUACAAACCGCCUCUUCUUCUACCGCCUCCUUUUCCACCGCCUCCUUUUCCACCGCCUCCUUUUCCACCGCCUCCUUUUCCACCGCCUCCUUUUCCACCGCCACCAAUACCAAAGAACACAAGACCAGCCGCUCGUCUUCUGGCUUCACAUCCCAUUCCCACGACCUCCACGCCACCAGCCGCCAUUUCCGUCAUCAACACGCCUGAGGCCCCAGAGCGCUAUCUAAGCUCCGCUAGUUCCGUCAACUCGUCAGCUUGCACUGUCGAUUCCCUCGAGCGCCGUGUGAAGCAGCUCGAGACGGAGCUGCAAUCUGCUCUUACCAGUCGGAACCAGGCUGACUCCCCAUUGCCUUUGAGACAACGGCAGUCAUCACCCCUGCGUGUGCCCGCCGACUCGAGCGAGAUUAGCAAAACCAACUUUGUCUCACUUCCCAUACGCGGCACAAUGUCGAAGACAAGGUUCUUCGGUCAGAGCCAUGGGCCAAUGGCGUCAGCUUGCUGCCCUCCAAGUACACGGUCCUCCUCAGCGUCAUGGACUGUGCCAUUAAGGCCUGCUGAGUUCUGCUGCUGCCCUCGCUGGCCAUUGGCCAGAGUAUCUCCGCCCGUCCUGUUGCAGACCGUCUCAUCGAUGGUUACCUUUGGACCUUGGAGACUAUCUACCGUGUUCUUCACACCCCUUCCUUCCAAGCCGAAUACGACCGUUACUGGGACUAGCCUCACACGUCUAGCCAGCCUUUCAUUGUGCUGAUGCAGCUUUGUAUGGCCAUCGGCGCCUGCUUCCAUGAUCGCACACAGUCCUUCCGAGCCCAGGCUGCAGGCUGGAUCUAUGAAGCACGCUUUUGGCUUGUUCUCCCUGCAGAAAAGACUCGCCUGGUCAUCACCAGACUGCAAAUUAUGUGUCUCCUUCAGCUCAGCAAGCAGACAGCUGGUGUUGCCGGCGACCUCACCUGGAUUUCAGCCGGCAGUUUUCUCCGCUCCGCCAUGCACAUGGGCUUG
Messenger RNA from Lasiosphaeria miniovina, 1195 nucleotides. RefSeq lists its product as uncharacterized. NCBI's taxonomy places the organism in Eukaryota, Fungi, Ascomycota, Sordariomycetes, Sordariales, Lasiosphaeriaceae. The transcript has a single exon. The coding region runs from base 174 to 947 and encodes 257 amino acids. The record is from RefSeq and is a predicted model, not a curated record.